CACGAGACUCUAGACAUCCCCAACGAGAAACAACCACUCGCCCAGAAUGCAGUUCUUCACUACCAUCCAGGCUCUUGCCCUGCUCGCCACCGGCGCCCUCGCCAUGCCCAACAACAUCGAGGCUGCCGACCUCGCUGCCCGUACCCUCGAGGCUCGUGUCAAUUGCAACCAGAUUCUGCCGGCUUGCAACGGCGGCCACGUCGUUGGACAGACCAACUGCCGCUGCAAAGGCCAGAAGGAGACAUGCGACCUGUGGACCUGCCCUGGCGGGUCCCCCAAUGUCAUGGUCUGUGGUCAGGCCGGUACCGGAUGUGUCUGGGUCUAAGGGAUGAGCACUUGUCUCCUCAGAAAACCCUGGUGCCGCCAACUGUCGUGUCCAUGUCUUCAAGGUUCUUGCAAAGGGUACAAUGUACAAGCGGCUAGGCCAUGGACACCAGCAUGAUCCUGAAUAUCUGAUGUUGGAGUUUUCUCUUCUACGUAUACGACUAUAGUCACUCUUUAAAAGCCAAUGCCAAAGAUAUUGCCUGGGCCCGGGCAUUACCU
Molecule: messenger RNA, 543 nt
Organism: Neurospora tetrasperma FGSC 2508
Lineage: Eukaryota; Fungi; Ascomycota; Sordariomycetes; Sordariales; Sordariaceae
Exons: 2
Coding region: 47-325 (92 amino acids)
Source: RefSeq, a predicted model, not a curated record